AUGAAGAAGAGGAAGAAGAGGAGCCGCAAGCUCGAUCGAGCGAGGAACCCAGUCGAGUGGAGCGCUCCUGAUGGCCGUCUCCCUCUCCAGACCACGACCUUGCCUCCCAGUUCUUUGGGGGGCACUGAGGCUAAGUUUGGGGGUGCCAACUCGAGCUCGAUCGAGUUGGGUGUAAAAACCAGAAAAGUGGUAAAAGUUGGGAAAAUCCAAAGGAAAAAGAGUUUAGUUAAGUCCAGGGAGUUGGCAGUGUUAAAAAGGGUCUAGUCUUUUGGAGCAUUCUGGAGCAUAUGGGACGUGAGGAGCAUGGAGGGACUUGGGCAUGGACGCAGCUCAACUGGAUACGCAAAGGAAGAAGGAGGAAGCCAUCUUGAAGACCAGCUCGACCAUCUACUCGACCAACCGGUCGAGUUCCUCAACUCGACCGGCCAAGCUUCAACUCGAUCGAGCUGGAAGUCAAAGUCAAACCCGAAAAAUGUUGCUUCCCCCUUGACUUCCUUUGACCCUAAACCUAAUCCUCUUUGUAUUUAA
Microthlaspi erraticum is the source of this 528-nucleotide messenger RNA. NCBI's taxonomy places the organism in Eukaryota, Viridiplantae, Streptophyta, Magnoliopsida, Brassicales, Brassicaceae. The record is from the annotation of a GenBank genome assembly.